Messenger RNA from Coniophora puteana RWD-64-598 SS2, 2164 nucleotides. RefSeq lists its product as uncharacterized. The coding region runs from base 1 to 2031 and encodes 676 amino acids. NCBI's taxonomy places the organism in Eukaryota, Fungi, Basidiomycota, Agaricomycetes, Boletales, Coniophoraceae. The record is from RefSeq and is a predicted model, not a curated record. The transcript has 7 exons.
AUGGAACAGCUAUAUGACCCACUCUUCGAUACUCUCGACACUAUAGUUCCUCAUCCUCCCGUCGACCCGUCUAUGCUGUCCUUCGACAUGUACACGCUUCCCAGUGACACAGGCGAUACAGCUGACUUCUUCAGCGUUCCCGGCCUUGAUCUAGACGAUGCAACUUAUUUAUCUCUUCUUGCUGAUCUCCGCUCCGACGUCCUCUCGACAUCCGCAAACCCGUUUCCAUUGUCCUUUUCCGCGUUGGGAAUUCCUGGCGUCAAUGAGACGACAGUGUCUUCAUCAUCCACUACCUCUUCGAGUCCUACAUCUUCCUCUGCUUACGGCACUGCUCGCUCUACGACGCCACCAUCCAGCGUCCGCCAGACCAUGACACUGCCUCCCGUCGAAGCGGAAGAGCUGACUUGCCAUGAUGUACCCUCAACACCCGCUGGUACCUCUAACCAUAGCCAAGCAUUCCCCGUAGUCGUCUCGGAACCUCGUAUCAUCCACGCUGCCUCUCACCCAUCUACGUUCUCAACCGCUCCUCGUGCGUCGUCCCGGCGCAAGACCGCAAGCAGUACCGCUGCCUUCAGGUCUUCAUCAAGCUCUUCUGCCGCGCCUAGAAAAGGAAAAGUCUCAGUCUACCAGGCUAAUCCUGCACCCGGGGCCACUCCUCCGACUACUGUACCGACACAGACGACGUGGCGCCCAACGCCCCCUUCCAGGCAAAUCAAGGAGCCCUCGCAGACCCUUGUGAACGUGGUCCCCACAGGACGCCCCGGAGAGUACACUUCGUUACCAGAGCCAGAACGCACGAAAGGGUUCAUUCCGCCACCGGUACCAGAGCGGGAAGAUAAAGCUGAACUAUUUCGCCUGCCUAGACUUCCAGAUAAAUGGGAGACCCCUGCAGAGUUCAAUCGCUACUUGACGGAGAGGCAGUGUUGGGGUUUCUACGGACUUAACAUACACACCAUCGGUCAAUGCAUCAUUAAGCAGAGCCCCGUUUCUGCGGGCGAUGCAGAGUUGGAUCAGCUUCUUCGGAAGGUCGUCAAGAGAGUUGUAGAGCUGCUCGCAGAGAUAGAUCCGAUCAACCACGGGAAACUCUCAGCGGAGAACCAGACAAACGAUGUUCAAACUUCGUCGACGACCGAUCUCGCUCAAGAUGUCACGAGUGUAACAGAUAAGGGCACUGCAUCGUCGCCCACCAAGACGUCUCCUUCAGAAAUUCCUGCUUCCGUUGAAGGUUCUCCCGACGCGCGAUGCGAGAUCGCCCAAGAUCUACCCGCACCCAUCGCUCCCGUGCCUCCGACCAGCACUUCGUCUCCCGUCGUUGAUGGCGAGAAAACGCAAACCCCUCGUGGCCAAGCCUCCACCGCUGCUCGUUUUGUUCGCAAAAAUGCGACCAAAACAAAGCAGCGGGUGGAAAGUAGGAAGAAGACAGAACCCGCCACAUCGCUGUCUAAGAGAUCGAGGGAAGACGACGAAGACGCUCUCUCUGCCCACUGCGGCGAAGAGAGCAACCCUAAACGAACAAAAACCACCAACAGGUCCACAACUUCCGCAGCCGUGCCCGCUCAGCCGGCGGUUUCAUCCGCUGGCCACUCCCCUUCUGCCUCUGGGGGCGACUCUGGAGUGCGAUGGACGUACCACUACCCACCGACCGCGUCGUCUUCGAGUGGCAAUCAGGGAUGGGAGCAAGGAGCAAGAAACGCGAACGCAGUUCAUAUGCAGCAGCCUCGCACGAUGCCGGAGCAGAUCAACUCCGUUCCGCCAACUUCCUCAUCGGGUCAUCACGGGUACUAUCAGUACCCGAGACCCGACUACCGCGCGCCGCCUCCGUCGACUUUGACUUCGACUUCGAACGCGACCAAUUUCGCGAGGAACGAGGCGCCAUACUCUGCAUACCACUACCCUAACCCGCCGAUGCAAUAUGGAUACCCUGAAUCCAUGGUUGGAUAUGGCUACGCUGCGCCUCGCUACAACCAUUCAGGCCCUCCGGGCCCUCCGGGACAUGGUCACCCAUCCAGUUCUCGAGGGUUUCGGCGUUGAGCAAUGUUGGUAACACUGCAUUAGAUUUACUUGUUUUUUUUUCGGACCAACCUUAUACUACUAUAACUCGCUAUCGUCUCAGUUGAGUCACUGCGCAAUGUCUUGUAUCUUAUAUUUAGUGUACAAUAUCAAA